AUGCUUAACACCACGCAGAAUACAUUUGUCUUCUUGUAUUUUGACUGGACUGAGCGUGGGAUUUGUCUAAAAGUCAGCGUGGGGCAGAGUGGUGUGUGGGGGGUGUCAGGAUUCAACAGAACUGCGCUCUACAGAGUCGGUACUUCUGAAUAUGGAAAAGUCACUGGCACCGAGUGGAGAGCUGUGAACACCCCGCUACCACUGCAGCAGAUCAGCGCUGGUGAAAGCAUGGUGUGGGCAGUAGCCAUGGACAAGAGUGCCUGGUUUAUCUACGGCAUCGACCAGAACAGACCACAGGGCAAAGAGUGGCGCCGCGUGCCGGACCGCCUGCUCCAAGUGGACGUCAUGGACGAGUACCCGACCGUGUGCGCUGUAGACAAGAACGCCGUGGUUUACAUCAGACCUCGCAAUGGCUUCUAA
Molecule: messenger RNA, 420 nt
Organism: Pomacea canaliculata
Lineage: Eukaryota; Metazoa; Mollusca; Gastropoda; Architaenioglossa; Ampullariidae
Product: tectonin beta-propeller repeat-containing protein 1-like
Exons: 3
Coding region: 1-420 (139 amino acids)
Source: RefSeq, a predicted model, not a curated record